Homarus americanus (American lobster) is the source of this 855-nucleotide messenger RNA. RefSeq names its product protein aveugle-like (gene ave). Gene Ontology annotation, molecular function: protein binding. The coding region runs from base 110 to 475 and encodes 121 amino acids. The record is from RefSeq and is a predicted model, not a curated record. The transcript has 5 exons. Gene Ontology annotation, cellular component: cytoplasmic side of plasma membrane. NCBI's taxonomy places the organism in Eukaryota, Metazoa, Arthropoda, Malacostraca, Decapoda, Nephropidae. Gene Ontology annotation, biological process: cell surface receptor protein tyrosine kinase signaling pathway.
CAACACACCAGUGGAGGAGCGGCCGUAGUGAGCAGCGGAAGUGUGGGUUAACCAUUUUCUGUAACUAUCAAGAGUACAGUACCUCACAUACUGGUGUGUGCUGGUGUUUAUGAUGCAGCUACCCAGUCACCAAACAACAGAUAACAAGACUGACACUACUGGAGAUGCAUCUCAACCUCCCAGACCUAAGGGAAAAUUGGCACGUCCAAAACCAUGUUAUCUAUGGACAACAGCUGAUGUCCAGAAGUGGUUCAAGCGACACUGUAGCGAAUAUUUCCAGUUGUACUCACACCUGCUCAUUUUGCACGACAUAACAGGCAAGUCUCUGGUGCGUAUGAGUGAGGGAACGCUCAUCAGGAUGGGCAUCAAACACCCAGAACACCUCGAGGCCAUAUGGCGGGAGAUCCUCAAACUCCGCCUCAAAGCUGAUAUCCAGGAGAUGAAGGAAAUUGAAAUGAGUGCCAUCUUUUCAUAAACAGACAUAAAAUGACGGAAAAAUUAAAAUUAAACACAUUGGAUUAAUUAAAAAGAUGUUUGAGAAUAUCCCAGGUAAUAUAGGAAAUUAAAUUGGUGGGAUAGAUUUACAGUACUGAAUGUUAAAAAUAUCUCAGCAUUGGUUCUUUAAGAAUUUAUGGUUGGUUAGUCAUCAAAUUGUUUGAAUGUGGAGAUGUGAUGAAGAUUGAUACAGUACCUCAGAUUAUGUGGGAACAUUCAAGUUGAAAAAUUAAUAGUUACAGUUAACCCUCACUUUACGCGGUCCCACAUUCCGCGUUUCCGCGGUGCCCUGCCGGAACCCAGGAUGCUCACAUUCCGCGGUGCGUGUACCCCUUUACGCGGAGAGCGGCUGGCGAGCCG